AUGAAACUUUAUGAUAAUGGAGUUGCAGUUUUAGGUUGUGGUAAUUUAGGAAAUGCUAUUGCAAAAGGUUUAGUUGCAUCAAAACAAUUUAAAUCAAAUCAAAUAGUAUUGACUAAAAGAAAUUUAUCAACUAUUGAACCAUUGAAAAGGGAAGGAUAUCAUGUGACAACAUCAAAUCAUGAUGCAGUAUCAAGAUGUAAGAUUGUAAUCGUUUGUGUUGUACCAGCUCAAUUGGAUGAUUUAUUAGAUUCUAUUAAACAAUCAGUAACAGAGAAUCAUAUAAUCAUUAGUGUUGUGUCAGGUGCUUCAAUCGAAGAUAUUAGAUCACAUUUAGAAAAGGAUGUACCAAUUGUUCGUGCAAUGCCAAACACUGCAAUUCAACAUUGUCAAAGUAUGACUUGUCUUGCAAUUCGUUCCUCUCAUCAAAAAUCAACAAACUCCCCAUCGGAUAAAGCAAAAGAUAAUGCUUUAGAAGUAGCUAAAAAAAUUUUCAAUUGUUUAGGUAUGUCCAUCGUUUUAAGUGAAGAACAAAUCGUUCCUGCUACCGCUUUAUGUGCUUGUGGUAUCGCUUUCUUUUGUAGAGCCAUUAGAGCUGCUGCUCAAGGAGGUUGUGAAAUUGGAUUCCAUGCUGAAGAUGCAAUUAGAAUAGCGGCUCAAACUGCUAAAGGUGCUGCUACUUUAUUAUUAGAAAAUAAUUUCCAUCCAGAAUAUGAAAUCGAUAAAGUAACCACCCCACAAGGUUGCACUAUUGCAGGUUUAAAUCAAAUGGAGCAUGCAGGUUUUUCAUCUGCAAUGAUCAAGGGUAUUGUUACAAGCUCUGAUAAAGCUGCUUCCCUUUAUACUCAAAAACAACAAAAUAAAAAACAACAACAAUUAAAACAACAACAACACCAACAACACCAACACCAACAACACCAACAACACCAACAACAAGUUCAACAACAAGAACCACAUCAAUACCAACAACAACAACAACAAUCACACCAACAAUCACAAUACAAUCAAGGACAUAACUACGGACAUCAAAACCAACACCAUCACAAUCAUGAUGACCAACAUCAAAACUAUUAUAAUCAAGAUCAAAAGAGAAGAAACAACAGAAAACACAGAUCCAAUGAAAACUAUGACAACCACCAUCACCACAAUCAACAAUAUCAACAACAUCAACAACCAACUCAACAAGAAUCUCAAGAACAAACCCAACAACCAGAGCAAACUCAAUCCACUAAUCAAAGUAAUCAAAGAAGAAAUAGCGAGAGUAGAAAUGGUAAAUCACCACAAAAACAACCACAAAAACAAUCACAAGUUCAACAACCAAGUUCAACAACUGAGAACACUGAUCAACAACAACAACAACAACCACCACAAGAACAACAACAACAACAAGAACAACCACAACAACCACAAGAACAACAACAACAACCAAAUGUAGUUGAUGAAGCCGAGAGACCAAAGGAACAACAACAACAACCACAACAACAACAACAAACGAUUGAUAAGAAAGGUUAUAACAAUAAUAGAAGAGGUGGUAGACACUAUAGUUACAAUAAUAAUUAUAAUAGCCAUCAUCAUAGACAUAAUGGAAUAAAUAAAAAUAGUUCUUCAAUGUAUCAUGAUGAAAAAAGACACGAGGUUAAAACAGAACAAAUAAAUUAA
Molecule: messenger RNA, 1656 nt
Organism: Dictyostelium discoideum AX4
Lineage: Eukaryota; Evosea; Eumycetozoa; Dictyosteliales; Dictyosteliaceae
Product: pyrroline-5-carboxylate reductase
Exons: 3
Coding region: 1-1656 (551 amino acids)
Source: RefSeq, a predicted model, not a curated record